Sphaeroforma arctica JP610 is the source of this 519-nucleotide messenger RNA. RefSeq lists its product as hypothetical. The transcript has a single exon. The record is from RefSeq and is a predicted model, not a curated record. The coding region runs from base 1 to 519 and encodes 172 amino acids. Lineage: Eukaryota; Ichthyosporea; Ichthyophonida.
AUGUUGUUUUCGACCACUAACGCCACUGGUUCACGACGGGGUAGUAGUAGUAGUGAGUCGAAAGAUGUGGUCGACAAAGAUUGCAGUGUUAAGGAUGAUGUGUUACAGCCCCUGGUCGACAAGGGUUGUAGUGUUAAAGACCAACCACAGCCUCUGUUCGAGUACACUAACCGCCACAAAACUGUGCGCGUGUAUUCGUCAGAAGUUGUCAAGGAAUACACCGGGGACGAUACUGUAGCCCGGUGCGCGGAUCACGAGUAUCAAGUGACACACCUCUUUUCCAAUCACGCACAUGUCGUAAAACUCAAAGGUCCCUUGAUGUAUAAUGACGUCAUAGGUGUAUCCCAAAUCCAUUUUCAGAACCACGGACUGGAGUUGACCGAUGUCAUGAAUCUAGAGAUCCUCAACGUGGCGCACAAAGUGCACGUCGUAGCUGACGUGGUGGUCCGGUUCCGCAGCACAUGUAUUGCCAUAUCUAGCAUGCGCCUUGCUGUCACGUUGCUGUCGAGUUUCGUCUGA